Messenger RNA from Strigops habroptila (Kakapo), 938 nucleotides. RefSeq names its product E3 ubiquitin-protein ligase TRIM7-like. The record is from RefSeq and is a predicted model, not a curated record. The coding region runs from base 100 to 792 and encodes 230 amino acids. The transcript has 7 exons. NCBI's taxonomy places the organism in Eukaryota, Metazoa, Chordata, Aves, Psittaciformes, Psittacidae.
CAGCCCCGGUUUCUUCCCACCACAAGAAGCCGCCUCAGUCACCUCCUGGUGCUGAAGAGGCGAAACCCCUCCCUUGGGACAAAGCAGAGACCGGCAGCGAUGGACGAGCAGCCGCUUGCUGCAGCCGUGGAGCUUUUGGGGGGACCCAUUGAGAUCUAUGAGGAGUGGAUCCGAUCUCACCUGCAAGCCCUGAGGAAGGUGUUGGCGGAGUUUCUGGACUGGAGAAUGAGUGAAGAGAAGCAACAUGUGGACUAUCUGGCGUGGAGCGAAGCCGAGCGGCGCCGCAUCAGGGCUGAGUUUGAGCGGCUGCGGUGGCUGCUGGCGGAGAAGGAGCGCGCGGUGCUGGCCCGGCUGGAGGAGUUCGACGCUGCCUUCAAAGCGGCUCAGGAAGAGAAGUCGUCGUGGGUGGUCGAGGGCAUCGCGCGGCUCCACGGCCUCAUCAGGCAGCUGGAGGCCAAGCGCCUGCCCCAGGAUAUCGGGAGCGUCCUGAGCAGCUGGAGCGAAAUGAAGCUUCAGCUCCUGACUGGGCUCCCCGCUGAGCUGGAGAAGAGCCUGAGCUCCUGCCGGCACCAGCGGGAUGCUCUCCGGGAGGCCCUGAAGGAGCUCAGAGACACAGAGAGACCUGAACCAAAGCCAGGACCUGGGAACCUUCCCGGCAGAGAACAAAAAACAAAGGCGACUGCGGAUCCCAGCCCAGCUCCUCUCCCGCAGCUCUUGGUGGACAGAAAUAGCGUGCGGUGGGAUGAGGAGGAGCGCGACGCAGGAGGGGAGCCCCGGCGGCUUUAUACCUGAGCUGCUCGGGUCGUGCAGGAGCAGCUAGAAAAUGCCUGUGCUCUGCUCCAGCAGCUUGCCCGGCCGCUUUGGUUAGAGGCCGGGCUUGUGGCGCUGCAAAGCCGCCGUUCGCCGUUACGGUAAUAAAACGACUUAAACUGCGCAUA